GUGUAUAGCAAAUUUAAGUAAAACUAACAGGACAGACUAAAUGCGUUGGUGGGAGAAACGGAACCUUUCUUGCCAAUAAACUCUAUGGGCUUUCGGACCUGUGUGAGCUCUGUCACAAUAUUGGUUAUAUGAACCCUGCUAUGUCAACACAGUGAAAUUGGUACUUAAUAUCAGUGAUGCUGCAGUCUGAAUUUGUUCGAUUUUUAACAGAGGCAGAUGCUGACAUACAGGCGUUCCCAGUAUUGCCAGUUAUUACAUCAUAACUCAAUACAGCAACAGGGAAUCAUGAUGACGCUAAGGAUAAUAGAUCACCAUUUACUUUCACUUCACAGCGAUUCCGGUUAAACAACGAAGAUGAAUUGUUUGAAGAACGUUUUGUUAAUUUCAAUUUCGUAUUAUUGAACCGUCAGUGCUGACAGGAAACCCUCUGAAGAAGCUAUAGGAUGGAGAUAUCCAUCAUCCAAAGACAUCUGUACUUGCAAGAUGCCAUAACAAGUGUUGCAGAUGAUACUGAUAAACCAAAGUAGGCACAGCACAUCUCUGAGUUCAGAUGCCAUAUAGCAGGCUGUAGCCAGCUCUUUGACACACUGGAAGGGUAUGAGCAUCAUUACAAUACAUUUGACCGCAACGUCCGCUCCUACUGCAAGCGCUCCUUCCCCUCCGGCCAUCUUCUGGACAUUCAUAUACUGGAGUGGCACGAUUCCCUGUUCCAGAUCCUGGCAGAGAAGCACAACAUGUAUCAGUGCUUGGUAGAAGGCUGUUAUGUGAAAUUUAAGACCAGUAUUGACACAAAAGAUCAUUUAAUAAAAAUUCACAGUUAUCCUCCAGAUUUUAGAUUUGACAAACCCAAGAAAAGAAGUAUGGAGUCCAUCGAGGUCUGUCCACCUGAAAAAUCAGAGCCGGCAAUGAAUGAAGACAGCUCUGGUCAUGUAGAGCAGAUGAAGCCACACUAUUCAUACAAGGUACCAGCCACAAUUUGUUUUGGUCAAGGCUCAGUACGAGGAUUCAGGGGCUUGAGGAAAAAGAAAUGAUUUCUACUGAAGAAAAUUAAAUGAAUGAGGAGGCUCUGUCCCCUAUAGCUCUCCUUAAAGUGAUACAAUAACUUGGGGCGUAAGAAUUCAUAGUGGAUUGUUACAGCUCUAAUAAUAAUUUCCCAUUGCUGCAACUGUCUUGGCAAAUUUCAUUAACAUUAUCAAGUAAAAGCAACAUUAUCCAAAUGUUCAAUAACUAUCAUCUCAUCAACGAUAUUGCAUUUUUAGAUUAGAAAGUCUAGCAUUAAAAAAGAACAAGUAGAGACUGGUAAAUAGUUGGUGUACUGUGGUAUGUGUUCAUCAGAUCUUAUAUUCUCCUUGCUGAUUAAACUCACGGAACACAUCAAAAUAAAGCUACACACUACCAGCUACAGAGUGAACUGAGGCAUGCCAAGCACUCCACAGUGUGAGAGUUUGGGAAUCAGCUUACAAUGCCAUCUAUCAUACCCCAGUCACUCCCCAGUAUGUAGUCUACAGAAGCCUGACAACAACCUUAAAUGUGAGAUGUGCAACAGCCCCAUGACUACCCCCAGCAAGAGAUCACAUUGUAUUACUAUCCAGCGAGUCAAGAGAGUUACAUUACAUCAUUUGUCAGCAAUGGUGGGCAAUCCCUGAAAUGUAGUGACAAAAAUGCCAACUUUGUUCACCCUUCCUGUAUGUUUUUUACUAUUUCUUUCUUUUUUUUUUUUUGUCGUGCCGCUCUUCUACUAAA
Messenger RNA from Acipenser ruthenus (sterlet), 1743 nucleotides. RefSeq names its product zinc finger protein 511. NCBI's taxonomy places the organism in Eukaryota, Metazoa, Chordata, Actinopteri, Acipenseriformes, Acipenseridae. The transcript is spliced from 6 exons. The record is from RefSeq and is a predicted model, not a curated record.